Molecule: messenger RNA, 2546 nt
Organism: Diospyros lotus (date-plum)
Lineage: Eukaryota; Viridiplantae; Streptophyta; Magnoliopsida; Ericales; Ebenaceae
Product: sterol 3-beta-glucosyltransferase UGT80A2-like
Exons: 15
Coding region: 270-2276 (668 amino acids)
Biological process (GO): carbohydrate metabolic process
Molecular function (GO): hexosyltransferase activity; UDP-glycosyltransferase activity
Source: RefSeq, a predicted model, not a curated record
CAAGGACACGUGGCGGCCUAGGGUUUCCCCUGCUCUUUGCCGAUCUUUCCAUAUCUUCCAGACCGUUUCCAUCUCUCUCUCUCUCUCUCGGAAAGGAAAAGUGCAUAUUCGAAAACCUCCGUCGAAGAAUCCUCCCAUCCCCAUCAAAUUGAAGAAAACGCUCAAAUGGGAAUCAUCUCCAUGGUUCUAGUUCUACUGUCUGUUGUUCUUUACUUCGGAGUGGGGCGUAGCCCAGUGACCAGAGAAAAGUGGGCAAGGGCGCUGGAAGAAUGAUGGCAGAGACGCCGGAGAAGCGUUUCGAUCACGAUAAUGACCGCGAUGAUCAUCGCCAAUGGAGGAGGAGGAGAUCGUCAAUAGCAUCCUCGAGCGGCAGUUCUGGCGACGAUGAGGUCUCCGUCGAUCUUGAAUUGGGAAUUGAAGGCGAACACGGUGAUGCCGGUGAUCACGCCGUCGAAUGUCAACCUCCUCCCUCCAUCGGAGGUUCUUUCGCUGGUACUUCACACUCACAAGCAGGGUUAGUUGACCAGAAUCUGUUCUGGCUGAACAUUCUAGAUGUGGAAAAAUCAACCGCAGAUUCAUCAAAUCAGCUCAAUAAACCCAUGGGACGUGGAGAGAAACUUUGGAUAAUGGCAAGAAAAGUGUUUGAUUACAAAUUUCCUUCCAGAAAGAAGCUUACUAAACUUAUGGGACGUGGACAGAAAUUCUGGAUAAUGGCAAGAAAAUUGAUUGAUGACAAAGCAUCUCCCAACAAGAAGCUCAAGUUGCUAAAGCAAUUUGCAUCAGUGAAGGACGAUGGAACUGUGCAGCUUGAAGUUCCAGUAGAUAUUAAACCCAAAGACUUGGAUUUUGUAAAUAAAGUUAGCUGUAAUGGGGUCAGUGCUGACGAGUCUGUCGAUGCAACAGAUAAUCAAAGCCCAGCACCUCUGCAGAUUGUUAUGCUUAUUGUUGGAACACAGGGGGAUGUACAGCCAUUUGUUGCCAUUGGAAAAUAUUUACAGGAAUAUGGCCAUAGGGUGAGACUAGCAACUCACUUAAAUUUCAAGGAGUUUGUGUUAGCUGCUGGUUUGGAAUUUUUCCCUCUUGGUGGAGAUCCGAAAGUUCUUGCUGGUUACAUGGUAAAAAAUAAAGGGUUCUUUCCAUCAGAAGCUUCAGAAAUACAUAUUCAGCGACAUCAGAUAAAGGACAUCAUAUUCUCCUUACUUCCGGCUUGCACAGACCCUGAUCCACGGACUAAAGUUCCAUUUAAAGUAGAUGCAAUCAUUGCCAAUCCCCCUGCCUAUGGACACACACAUGUUGCAGAGGCACUAAAAGUACCACUUCAUUUAUUUUUCACAAUGCCGUGGACGCCUACCAGCAAAUUUCCCCAUCCUCUUUCUCGUGUUAAACAUCAAGUGGGAUAUAGAAUAUCAUAUUAUAUAGUUGACACGUUGAUUUGGCUUGGAAUACGGGACAUCAUAAAUGAGUUCAGGAAGAAAAAACUGAACCUAAGACCUGUGACAUAUUUAAGCAGAUCUAAUGUUAUUCCCUUGGAUGUGCCUUAUGGAUAUAUUUGGAGUCCUCGUCUUGUUCCUAAACCGGAAGAUUGGGGACGCAAUAUUGAUGUGGUUGGGUUUUGUUUCCUAGACCUUGCCUCAAAUUAUGUGCCCCCAGACUCACUUGUGAAAUGGAUUAAAGGUGGUAGAAAGCCUAUCUAUAUUGGCUUUGGCAGCCUUCCUAUUCUGGAACCUGACAAAAUGACCCAGACAAUUGCCAAAGCUCUUGAAAUAACCGGUCGAAGGGGCAUCAUUAGCAAAGGCUGGGGUGGCCUGGGGAACUUGGCAGAACCAAAAGAUUUUAUAUACUUGGUGGAUAAUUGCCCUCAUGACUGGUUAUUCUUUCAAUGUGCAGCUGUGGUGCACCAUGGAGGUGCAGGAACAACUGCUGCUGGUCUUAGAGCUGGGUGCCCAACUACUGUUGUUCCUUUCUUUGGAGACCAACCAUUUUGGGGAGAGCAGGUUCGUGCCAAAGGAAUAGGUCCUCCACCCAUUCCGAUUCAGGAGUUAUCACUUGACAAAUUAAUUAAUGCAAUAAAUUUCAUGGAAGAUCCUAAGGUAAAGAAAGCAGCUGAAGAACUAGCCGAAGCACUAAAAGAUGAGGAUGGGGUGACUGGUGCAGUAAAAGCUUUCCACAAACAUUUUAUCCGCCAGAAGUAUAACCGUGGCCCUAAUCGUGCUGGUUUUCGUCAUUUGUGUCAAUCUAGGCCAUUUUCUGGAAGUCGAUGUUCGGGUUGCUUUUAGUGUUAAGAGGAUGCAAUCUGGACAUGUUCUCAGCACUGCCUCCCUUGAACCAAAAGUGGAAGUUGUCAAACCCUAGCAUUAGCAUGUCAAGAGUACUGCAGGGGAAUGUUGUUUAGGUUCCUUUUUGUUUGUUCUAUGGAGUUGUCUUGUUUUGUACCUACUGCACUCAGGUUGUUAUGCAAAAAUAGUAAUUGUGUGAAACCAAUAAUGUUUUUAAAAUUUGUAUGUUUUUAUGUUUUGUUCUUUUUUGAGUUUUUCACUUUUUUGGAA